Scedosporium apiospermum is the source of this 762-nucleotide messenger RNA. RefSeq lists its product as uncharacterized. Bases 1 to 762 code for a protein of 253 amino acids. The record is from RefSeq and is a predicted model, not a curated record. Lineage: Eukaryota; Fungi; Ascomycota; Sordariomycetes; Microascales; Microascaceae. The transcript has 3 exons.
AUGAAGCUCUUCGUUUCGUUCACACUCGGUGCACUCGUCAGCUUCGCCACGGCCGCCGACGAUGUGCCCUGCCCCACUGUCACCCAGGAACUGAUCCCCGAAUCGUGCGCAGCGACGUUCCCGACAGCAAGCCUCAUCCAACCAUGCAAAGUCGGAUGCCCCUACAACGGAUGCUCGGUCGAGUACCGCACGAUCAACCUCGGAUGCCAAGACGACGGAUGGGUCCCAGAGCCGAGCCUGACGCUCACGCUGACAUCGACGACCCGACCGUUAACAUCGGCGACUCGACCGCCGUCCUCGUCGGAGAGACCGACGCGGACCCCCGUGCCUUCGACGGUAACGACUCGGACUCGGACGACGGCUGCGAGCGCGAGUGCCAGUAGUAUCACGGAGUGUCCUAAGAUGACCAAGACGGUGCCGGCGUCGGGAUGUCUGGAGCCCGCUUGCCCGACGCCGAAUUGUGUGUUCCAGGAGCCGUUGCCCGUGCCGUGCGGGUGUGGGGAUCCGGAGACGGUGGUGGUGGAGGCGGAGGAGUGUGUUACGGAGUGUCCGAAGGGCUGUGCGACUACUACUGUUAAGGUUACGGAGUUUUGUGCUACGGAGACCGGGACCGGAAUGGGCACGGGGUCGGGAACGAGGACAGGGACAAGAUCGGGGACGAGGAUUGCCAAGGGGACGGAUACCGCGGUUUCGGAGGCGACUGGGGGUGCUUUGGAUGACGGGUGGAUCGACGGCGAUUCUGGGGAGUCGAGGGGUGACUAG